AUGGGAGCAGCGUCACCACUUGUGGCAACGCCGCUUGCUGGCAAGAACAAGAUUCCGGGCAAGCGAACGCCAACACCUUCCUCAAUUGACCGACUUCACAAACCAUUCAAAUGUCCUGGAGCUGCUGGAAGAAGCCCAGCUGUGGACCGACCAUCCCGCAAGCGGAGAAAGGUCGAUUAUGGCGGCGCCGAUGGUGAAGCAGAUAGUGACAAACCGUAUUCCAACGACGACAGACUUGCGCUCGUCACUCGAGACAUCAACCGAUUCCCUGUUUAUCAAGCAAAAGACAAAGGUUUUGUUUUUCGCAAGGCCUUCGCUGUUCCAUUAAAAAACAAGGACAACUCUGGAUACAAUCCUAAUCGUGCUCCUCCUACCCUCGGCCUUCGACAGGGCGCUGUCUUCGUCGCCAAGCCGCUUCACGAUCCCAGCGGCGAAUUUGCCAUUGUGCUUUACGAUCCUACAGUCGACGACAAGCCGAAAGACACGCCAAAGGCUAUUGAGCCCGCGAAAGCAGAGGCUUUGGAGGAGAAACUCGAUGCACCCCUUGUUCAUAAGAGUCUUGCCGAGAUUUUAGGAAUCAAGAAGAAAACGGACGACGAGCACCCUCGGGUUCCGGUUGUCAUUGAUCCCAGACUCGCCAAGAUUCUUCGCCCGCAUCAAGUCGAGGGUGUCAAGUUCAUGUACCGAUGUGUUACCGGCCUGAUCGACGAGAAAGCCAACGGUUGCAUCAUGGCUGACGAAAUGGGAUUGGGAAAGACUCUUCAGUGCAUCUCCCUCAUGUGGACGCUGCUCAAGCAGUCGCCUGAUGCUGGCAAGUCAACCAUCCAGAAGGCUAUCGUUGUUUGCCCUGCAAGUUUGGUCAAGAACUGGGCCAAUGAGUUGACCAAAUGGCUUGGUGCUAAUGCCAUCAAUCCAUUCGCCAUCGAUGGGAAAGCUUCUAAAGAAGAGUUGACACGUCAACUUCAACAGUGGGCAAAUGCGACCGGGCGAUCCGUAACCCGGCCCGUUAUCAUUGUCUCUUACGAAACUCUGCGAUUAAAUGUGGAACAGCUCAAGCAUACCAAGAUCGGGUUACUAUUCUGUGAUGAGGGUCACAGACUGAAGAAUAGUGACAGCAAUACUUUCAAUGCUCUCAACAGCCUCAACGUUACUCGUCGUGUCAUUCUUACUGGCACACCUAUUCAGAAUGAUCUGACGGAAUACUUCUCUCUCACAAGUUUUGCGAACCCAGAUCUGCUUGGGACACGCUUGGAGUUUCGAAAGCGAUAUGAAAUUCCGAUCUUGCGAGGUCGAGAUGCAGACGCUUCAGAAGCGGAUCGCAAGAAGGGUGACGAGUGCACUGCAGCUCUACUCAGCGUGGUCAACAAAUUCCUGAUCCGUCGCACAAACGACAUUCUUUCCAAGUAUUUGCCCGUCAAGUAUGAGCAUGUUGUGUUCUGCAAUCUCGCACCGUUUCAGUUUGAUCUCUACAACUACUUCAUCAAAAGUCCUGAGAUUCAGGCUCUUUUGCGAGGUAAGGGAAGCCAACCUCUAAAAGCCAUCAAUAUUCUCAAAAAGCUUUGCAAUCAUCCCGACCUGUUGAAUAUGUCGGAUGAUCUACCAGGCUCGGAGAAGUGCUAUCCCGAUGAUUACGUUCCUAAAGAAGCACGUGGUCGUGAUCGUGAGGUCAAGUCGUGGUACUCUGGUAAAAUGGCCGUGCUGGACCGCAUGCUGGCUCGCAUCCGCCAAGACACAAAUGACAAGAUUGUUCUAAUCAGUAACUACACUUCGACGCUGGACCUGUUCGAAAAGUUAUGCCGUUCCCGUCAAUACGGAAGUCUUCGUCUCGAUGGUACCAUGAAUGUCAACAAGCGCCAAAAGCUUGUCGAUCGGUUCAACGACCCAGAGGGUGAUGAGUUUGUCUUUCUACUCAGUAGCAAAGCCGGUGGAUGUGGUAUCAACCUCAUUGGUGCAAAUCGUCUCGUUCUUUUUGAUCCUGACUGGAACCCUGCGGCCGACCAACAGGCUCUGGCUCGAGUAUGGCGUGAUGGGCAGAAGAAGGACUGCUUUGUGUACCGCUUCAUCGCAACUGGUACUAUAGAAGAGAAAAUCUUCCAAAGACAAUCUCACAAGCAAAGCUUGUCUUCUUGUGUGGUGGACUCAGCGGAAGACGUGGAACGACAUUUCUCUCUCGACAGUCUACGCGAGCUGUUUCAGUACCGGUCAGACACCAAGAGCGAUACUCAUGAGACGUUCAAAUGCAAGCGAUGCAAGCCUGACGGCAAGCAGUAUAUCAAGGCACCAGCCAUGUUGUAUGGUGACACGAGUACGUGGAAUCAUUUUGUCAACGAGGGGCUGAAACCUAUUCAGGAUUUGCUGCUGAGACAAGAAUGCGGAGAAGCGGAGGUCUCUGCUGUGUUCCAGUAUAUUUCUCACUAA
This is a messenger RNA of Fusarium venenatum, 2418 nucleotides long. Its product is annotated as P-loop containing nucleoside triphosphate hydrolase protein. Gene Ontology annotation, cellular component: nucleus. Lineage: Eukaryota; Fungi; Ascomycota; Sordariomycetes; Hypocreales; Nectriaceae. The record is from RefSeq and is a predicted model, not a curated record. Gene Ontology annotation, biological process: double-strand break repair via synthesis-dependent strand annealing; reciprocal meiotic recombination. Gene Ontology annotation, molecular function: ATP-dependent chromatin remodeler activity; hydrolase activity, acting on acid anhydrides; ATP binding.